AUGAUCUUCGGUUCAGCGCUGGUGGUCGUGGUGGCGGCCAUCAACAGCUCUGCCAACCGCUAUCUUCCUGCCAAGCUGAAGUUGUUCGCGCCUUCAGUGGGGUGGUUCAUCAUGAAUGUGUUCAUUGCCCGAGGCCCUCUCGUGUGGUAUGUGUGCUCGUUGGCGAUUCAAGGACUGUUUGCCACGCUGCUCUUCAUGACUCUCGGCUUCAAGAGCGACCUUGUCUCGCGCGUCGUCAUCCUUCCGUUUCUGGUCACGGCGAUGGCGGCCUGGGCGAAGGAGAUUCUGCCUUCGGUUGGGGGGUGGACUACUGUCGCGGUCACCCUCACGCAGCUCUGGAGCAUCCUCGGGGGCAUCAUAAUCCACGCCUGCUAUCCGGCCAACAUUCUACAGGCCCUUGAACGGCAGGACGCGCGCAACCGCCGCGUCCGUGCGGUUGCUCGCACGCUGGUUCGAAAGAAAGAUAAGUCUGUCGAUGUGUGCAUGGUGCCAUCACUGGAUGGAACGGCCGAACUGCAGACGCUCGCGGUAAAGCAGGCGUAUGAGACGUCGCGCUGGAUUGUGUACUGCGGCGGCAACGCGGAGUUCCUGGAGAACAGCCUCAGCGAUAUCCACGUCAUCAGCGACGUUCUCAAGGCACAUGUGAUUCUGUAUAACCCACGCGGCAUCAGCUUCAGCACCGGUUAUCUCUCGCAGCUCGGCGAAUUAGUCGAGGACGCUGCCGCAGUGGCGCGGGCGUACAUUGAGAAGGAGAGGAUCGAUGAGAGAAACCUGCUUUUCUUUGGUCAUAGCAUCGGCGGCGGUACUGCGGCGCAGGUGGUGGCGGAAUGCUACCCGCGUGCGUCCCUCGUGCUGGAUCGGACCUUCUCGUCCAUGUCGGACGCUGCUGUAGGCUUUUCCUAUCUCACCCCCAGCGUCACACGCAAGGUGUUUCCCUGGUUUGUCGGCGACCUUCACACUCUGGCCGGCUGGGACAAUGUCAGGCACAACCGAAAGCUCGUCCUCUACUCGAAGCAAGACGAGGUGAUCAAGUUCGACAUCUCCUCCAUUGCUCGGCUCCCGCAGUUUCAGAAGGAUGGCGCGGACGCCGACAAGGCUGCUGAGCUUUUUGGCGCCCCGCCGUCCCACCACAACAGCCUCUUGAGCGCCUUUGACAACUACGAGGAGGUAUGUGUUCGCAUGAGUAAGAUGUUCUUCAUGUAA
Molecule: messenger RNA, 1203 nt
Organism: Leishmania mexicana MHOM/GT/2001/U1103
Lineage: Eukaryota; Euglenozoa; Kinetoplastea; Trypanosomatida; Trypanosomatidae
Exons: 1
Coding region: 1-1203 (400 amino acids)
Source: RefSeq, a predicted model, not a curated record